This is a messenger RNA of Cololabis saira (Pacific saury), 2961 nucleotides long. RefSeq names its product MPN domain containing (gene mpnd). NCBI's taxonomy places the organism in Eukaryota, Metazoa, Chordata, Actinopteri, Beloniformes, Belonidae. Gene Ontology annotation, biological process: double-strand break repair. The record is from RefSeq and is a predicted model, not a curated record. The transcript is spliced from 13 exons. Gene Ontology annotation, cellular component: BRCA1-A complex; BRISC complex. Gene Ontology annotation, molecular function: polyubiquitin modification-dependent protein binding; metallopeptidase activity. Bases 227 to 1591 code for a protein of 454 amino acids.
GGGCUGAAAGGGGAGGGGAGCUGACAUUAAAGCAACACAACAAGGAAACGACACCGCGCAGCCACAGACGCCUUCAUUUCUGGGGGUUUGUUUUUGAAUAAUAGCCGGAGCUGGUGUCGGGGAAGUGUCCGUUGCCAAAGCCGCCCCCCCCGCCCGGAGCUCCAGCCUCGACCGUCCGGGACGCGCAGGCGGCUCCGCGCUGGAUUUCAGCGUCGCUGCCAGAGAUAUGGGCUCGGAGCCCCCCAGCUCUCCUCAGGUGGUGGAGGAUGCAGGUGAGGAGGAUGAGGAGGAGCUGAGUGGAGGAGAGGAGGCGGAUCUGCGGUCCAGCUCCGGCCGGGGCUCCCUGCUGACCCGCAGGGGCAUCACCUUGAGAGUGCUGCUCAAGGACGGCCUGGUGGAGCCCGGGGACGGGGUGUUGGCCAUCCACUACCUGGGUAAGAACUUUAUAGGAGACUUGUUGAAUGACGGGAAAAUCCGAUGGGUGGAGACGGGGCAGAUCUUCAACUCCCCCAGUGCCUGGGCGACGCACUGCAAGCGCCUGGUCAACCCGGCCAAGAAGUCGGGCUGUGGUUGGGCGUCUGUGCGCUACCGGGGACAGAAGCUGGUCCAGUACAAAACCACCUGGCUGCACAAGUAUCAGCCCAGCGCAGACAUGAGCCUGGUGAGUGAGGAAGACGACGACGAGGAUGAGGAGGAAGGGAAGACAGCUGUGCAGGCAGAUGAGAAAAACAAGAACAACAAACCCGGAUUACACGAUGUAAUGAUUUCCCGGAGAGCAGACAGAGAGAGGAUUCCUGUCAGAUAUUGCACCCUGGGCACCAGGGAUGCUGCCAGAGAUCCACACACACUAGUGGAGUUAUCAGCCUUCUCAGCUAUCAACAGAUUCCAGCCUUUCAACGUCGCCGUCUCCAGUAAUGUGCUGCUUCUAAUGGACUUCCAUUGUCACUUGACCACCAGUGAAGUGGUGGGAUAUCUUGGAGGACGAUGGGAUACGAAUACACAGCUGCUGACAGUAUUGAGGGCCUUCCCCUGUCGGACCAGGCUGGGAGACAGAGACUCGGCUUCUGCUGUCGAGGAGGAGAUCUGUCAGAACCUGUUCAUGCGUGGCCUGUCGUUGGUGGGCUGGUACCACAGUCACCCGAGGGGUCCGGCCCUGCCGUCGCUGCAGGACAUCGACUCCCAGAUGGACCAUCAGCUUAGGCUGCAAGGCUCAAACAACGGCUUCCAGCCCUGUCUGGGCAUCAUCUGUGGUCCUUAUUACCACGGAAACCAAGGAGUUGCAUCAACCAUAACUCCGUUCUGGGUGGUGCCACCACCGGAGCAACGGCCUAAUGACUACGGCAUCCCCGUGGCUGUGGAGGUGACUUAUGUACAGGACAACUUCCUCACCAGUGAUGUUCUUAAUGAGAUGAUUCUGCUGGUCGACUACUACAGGACAGCUCCUGAUCUGGUCCAGUUCAACCAGUAUUGGUGCCCUGACACGACCAUUAUGGACAAGAUCAAGGGCUCUUUGAGUUGCCACGCCCCUAAAGACCAGGCCUACUCUCAGAUCUUGGAGCAUGUCUACAGUCAGCUGAGCAACAUACACUGAGUGCAUUAACAAUGAUCCAUUUCAAGCACCUUACCUGCAGUGCUGGUUUGACAGGUGCACAAUGUCAAAUCUGCUUGAAAAACAUAUAGAUGCAUCUCUAGUUUUCGAUUUAUACUUGCACGAGUUAAAUACUCUUCAGUGAUUACAGUAGGUGCCAAAUCUGCAACGGCAGCUGCUCUUGGAGGUUUUAUUUUAUUUAUCAACAGAGACAUACAGAUUAAGUGUAGCACUCAAAGAAAGUAGAAGAAAAACUUUUUUUUUUUUACUGGACACUAUACACUUAUGAGCCAUGAUAGACACCAGUGACAGGCAAAAGUGAGUAAUACUGCUCAAACUGAUAAAAUGACAUCUUCUGUACUUUAUAAUUCCCAUGGAUGUUUUUUUCACAUCUAUCCAAGCAAUUUUGCAGACCUUUCACACCUACACCUGAUAACAGCAUUACCAAACAGCUGCGGCCUCCUGCAGCGAGACAACAGUGGGCAGAGAGUCUGAUGCUUCCAAACGUCCCAGAUAUCGACCUGAUGGGAUUUGAUGACAACUUUUAGAAGCAAACCCAACCCACAGAGGUCCCACCAGACAACCCACAAACCAACAUCCUGGUUCCAGACACUCCAGGACACUUCAAAACGUUUGUGUCCAUACCUUCACUAUUUUAGAGCUGUUGUCGUGACAUGAGGAGGAUCCUAGUCUUCAGUGGGUAAUCCUGAUGUUAUGGCUGAUUUGUAUUCAGAGGCUUUUUAUAGGUUAGAGACCAGCUGAUCUAGAUGGCUUCCUACCAUUUGGACCUAUGUGCCUAUCUGGGACAGUAUAUGGCGGUCGUGUUAGAUACUGCCAGAUAUGGACACUGUUGAUGUUCCUUAACUGCCUUCACAUCACUGUGAGGAGGAGGAGGAGGAGGAGGAGGAGGGGCAAAUAGGGCAAAAUAUACUAUAACAUCAAUGUAUGCAAAGAUGUAUUUGACCUAAAAUGUACCCUACAAUGUUCGUUUGUUUUAUAAGUCAUAUUCAAAGGUUGUGGUGCAACUAAAUCCACUUGCCCAACGAAACAGGUGUGUGCCCGUGUGUGUACUGCACGCAGUGAUGUGAAUGUGCUCAUCUACUGUCAAGUCCCGUUGUUUAGGACAUAUCUGCUUCCUCUUGACCUGUACUGUAUUUAUUACUAAUUGUGUGAAUAUGUGUUGACAGAGCGAUGCCUUAAGCCUGCUGAUUGAUGAUCCACAAAGCAUUAAAAUAUUCACUGGAACUGUUAAAACAUGACUGUCAUUUGUUCACUUCAGUCUACAAAUAUACAUGUAAAUGCAUGAAUGAAAAAAAAACAACAAUCUUUUAUUUGCAGUUUUCUCCAGAGUUAGAUUAAUAAAAUGAAACACU